AUGGAUUUACAACCAGUUUACUAUGAGAAGCAAGAAUUUGUGGAAACUGCAACUGGUAAUAAGGUUAAUAAGAAAUCUCGUUUAUUUGGAAGUCAAAAUAUUGUUCUGAAUGGAAAAUCAAUUCUCAUGAAAGAUUGCAUUUUGCGUGGCGAUAUGAAUAGUAUUCGUGCUGGUAAAUAUUGUGUUGUAGGCGAACGAACUGUUAUACGACCAUCGUAUAAGCGUUUUAGUAAAGGACUCACAUUUUUUCCAGUCCAUAUUGGUGAUCACGUCUUCAUUGAAAAUGAUUGCAUAAUUAUGGCUGCUCAAAUAGGAGCAUUUGUACAUAUUGGAAGUGGUGCUAUUGUUGGGAGAAGUGUUAUAAUAAAAGAUUGCGUACAGGUACUUCCCAAUGCUUUUGUUCCACAUGAUGCUGUCAUACCACCGUUUUCAAUUGUUUCCGGCAAUCCUGGUACUAUUAUCGGUGAAUUACCUGAAUCAACGCAGAACCUUAUGACUCAAGCAACACGAAGUUUUUAUGACAAUUUUGUUUGUUUUUCGAAAAAUCCUUCCAUAGUUGCUUAA
Dracunculus medinensis (Guinea worm) is the source of this 564-nucleotide messenger RNA. The record is from the annotation of a GenBank genome assembly. Lineage: Eukaryota; Metazoa; Nematoda; Chromadorea; Rhabditida; Dracunculidae.